AUGUCUAAAACACGAGUCAAAUACGUAAAAAUCUCCAUAAUUAUCGCCAUUUCCCUUCUAUUCGUAUUCAUAUACUAUGACAAUCGAGAGGAACGGGUGUUUUUCGACGAGAACUACAUCCAAAUGGGUGGCUCCCAGUACACCGACAGGUCCUGUCAUUUGCCGCUAAACGUGAAUCCUUUCGACGAAAGUGUCGCCAAAUAUAUAAAAGUGUUGCCAAAGAGUAUUGAAUGCAAGUAUGAAACGGACCCCAAAAACGGGCUGACAUUCGUCGACAGCGCCGGUACCCUACGCCAGAGUGUCGGCCAUUAUAAGUGCAAAUAUCAGUGGUUCGACAGAUUGGUCGGUAAUGACAACCAAAUAGUGUAUAAAUCGUUGCGAGUGUUGGACCCGCGGAAUGGUAUACCAAUGGGUGAUAACAGCUUCGUGUGGACGGAGUGCGAAGACAUGGCCGGCCGGAAGGUCUACGAAAACACGCACUUCUGGUUCCCGUUGACGGCUAACCCGAACGCCAGUGCCUCCAGUGAUAGCACCGACAGGCCGUCGGUCCUAAUACUAGUGAUUGAAUCGCUUUCGCGCGUAAAUUACUUGCGAUUUAUGCCUCAAACGAGAGACACCAUCGAGAAGUUAGGGAAAGUGGUGUACAUGAAAGGGCUGACCAAACUGGCCGACAACUCCUUCCCAAAUAUGGUGCCGUUCCUCACGGGUAGGCGUGUCUGGCAUAACGAGCUCCGGGACGAGGACUUCGGUCCGUACGACGACUGGCCGUUCGUCUGGAAGGACUUCUCGCGCGCCGGCUAUAAGACGGCACUCAUUGAGGACUUCCCGACGUUUACUCUGUUUAACUACGAGAGCAAAGGGUUCCGGGAGAAGCCGGUGGACUGGUAUCCCAGACCCUAUUGGAUACACCUGUUCCGGGAUGUGUCGAAAAUACUGUUGGGUUUAAUACCAUUCGAGUUAAGCAACUGUUAUAUCGAUCGCUACCCGAAAGUGGAUCUGUUUUUACAGCAAAUCAAGCACUUUAUCACUGAAUGCAAUGCCAAACACUUCCCAUACUUUGCGUUCAGUUUCUACAUCGAAGUCACACACAAUGACUUCAAUAGAGCCCAACUCAUCGAUUCACACGUUUCCCAGUUUUUCCACCAAAUGAGACAUCAAUUGAAUAAUACUAUACUUGUGUUAAUGGGAGAUCACGGCAACCGAUUCGGACCGGUAUUGCAGACAGUGAUCGGUAGGAUUGAGGAGCGGAUGCCGUUGUUUGGCGUCAGAAUACCGGACCAAUUGAGCCAAAGAUAUCCCCAUUUGUUGGCAACACUCGAGUCUAAUAGCGAGCGACUGAUGACUUGGUUAGACUUACACCACUUGCUGGCGGACAUCGCCUCUCGUACGUCAUUCCUCCUAUGA
Messenger RNA from Oppiella nova, 1404 nucleotides. The record is from the annotation of a GenBank genome assembly. Lineage: Eukaryota; Metazoa; Arthropoda; Arachnida; Sarcoptiformes; Oppiidae.